AUGGAGUAUGAUGAAUUUUUGACUUUGGAUCAUGUAUUCGACUCGAUGACACAAAGGAAAAUUAUGCUGUUAAAUCCAUAUGUCAUUCGAAUAGUGCAAAUGAAUCCAUUGCAAACAUAUCGUUUAUUUUUUACUCAGGUAGUUAAUGGAGAAGUUACAGAAGAAACAAUUUCUAAGACGGACCCUAUUUUUCCAGGGUGUAUCGAUAUGGAUGCUCUUCUAUCGACUAGUCGAAUAACUUACACAAAAAAUGAUAAAGCUAAAGAUACUUCAAAAAAUCUACCUUGUGGAAGUGAUAUAUUUAUGGAUUCUCAUUCUACAGGUUUUUGUUGCACCUGUGAUCAAGAUGGUCUACCAACCGGUUCGGAUUCGCCGAAGCCAAAUAUAAAUCUAACAUCUUCAACCCCACCGACUAAACCAACUAAGAAGAUGCAUACAGAAAAUGUUAUGAUACAUGAAACAACUACAACUCAUUGUAAUAAUACUCCUCCUGCAAUUAAACCUGCUGUUGCUCCUUUUCCUACUACUAUCGAGACCUUGACUGAAAUUACCCCAUGUAGUAGCAAAACCGAUCCGGAAAUUAUUAAAUCAGAAAUGCUAAAGAAGAUUUCCUUAACCGUCACUCAGAGAUCUAAAAAAAUUAAUGAUGCUACUGAAAUCAUUGCGGUUUCGAUCGGAGAAAUGAUCGACGUAAUUCCUUUGCCCAACGUAACAAGUCACGGCAAUUUAACUAAGAAAACUACGCCAAAUCCCAAUAAAGAUGUUGGCGAAGAAUAUUGCAUAGAUUUCGAGGAAGAUAACUUGAUGAAUACGAGCCAGCAGAAUGCAGAUCGUGGUUUUAACGAAGCCAAAUCCACUCAUUAUCCUUACAAUAGUAAGAACUUUGACGCACAACAUUCAUCUGAUAAUCUUUUAUAUAAUAACCCGUCUACAAUACCAUAUUCAAAUCAAUUUGACAAAACGAGUUUUCAAACUGAAAUCAACGUUAAAAAUUUUUUUACCAAAUAUGGCAUUGGCAAAGGUCACCAGAUAGUAAAUGACACUAAACAUGCUUUUUAUUACACAGAUAACGAUGCUAAUUAUAAAAGUGGUACUACUCCUAAUAUAAUAGACGAGCGUGAACCUAAUGAUGAUGCUCUACCUGAUAACCAUCCAAAAGUGAUAAAUCCCAACAAAACCAAAUCAGUACACCAUCUUAGAAAAUAUAUUGAAAGUAAUGCAAUUGUUGGAAAUCAAGCAGCUCAAGAUAAAUCAGGUAAUGUAAAAAAAGGUAACGUAAUUGAACAUGACUCAACAAAAGUUUCUAUAAAAGAUAAAUUCAAACAAUGGUUGAAGGAUGAAACUAAGAAUAUGGGUAGAAUAGAGGACGUGAUAUCUGCCAUUGACAGACAAAAUAAAAUAAAAAAUCAGAACCAUAUGUUGACUUUUUAUGAAACACUUCAAACAAAUAAACCUAGUAGAAUAGUUUUAAAAAAAAUAAAAAAUAAAUAUGAUUUGAAAGGCAGCACUGAGCCGCGUAUGCAUAAGGAAUACUCAGAUGAAAUAUUUGUAUCUAUUAAAAAGCACAAUAAAAGUAAUGUAAGUAUAACUCCAAAAUACCAUAAAGAAAAUAAAAUUAAAAUUGAAGCUGAAAGCCACAACUACGAUUCGCCACAAACGAGUAAAGAAAUUGAAACUUUCGUAACAAAAAAGAACCAAGAUCAAUACAAAAAUAUAAAAUCUCAUUUGUUUCAUGAGAUGGAAAACCCCCAUCGCUCAGGCAAAGAUUUUUGUAAAAUUGCAGAAUCCCCAAAUAAGACAUUGUUUACAUCAAUCGACAUUGAUACAAAUUGGGAAAUUAAUGAAACCAAAGAUAAUAUAAACAUCAAACCAAUAAGACGAUCUAAAAGGCACUCUGUGCAAAAAUUAAAAAGUAGGACAGACAAAAGUUCCCAAAAUUUACGAAGAAAACGAAUGACGCACCAAGAUAAUCAUUCUAGUAUCAUUUCAAAUAAAGAUAUAUCUACUGAAGAAAAAAUUCAUGUAAUCAAUAUUAUGACGGGAAAUAAUAAUAUUACAUCUCAAGAUUUUUCUAAUCAUACCGAAUCCUACGAUUCCCGUCUCUUAAGAAAACGCCAAGAUCCAUUUGAAUGCGGAGUGCAGGAUACAGCUGAUUGUAUGAAAUUUCAUAAUCUUUGGUAUUCAGUUUAUGGUAUAGGUACGCCUAAACUGAAUCAAAAUGUAGCUAUCCAAGUGUUUGAAAGAGUUACUUUGCAAGGAUGCAAUGACAAGUAUGUCGCUAUGUCCGAAGAACCAAUUGUCAUAAGUACCAUUGACAAAAAUUCAGUAGUUACACAAAGUAUUACAGUAACAUAUACAUUAUUAACGAAAAUAGACAUACACAAUAUACCAAAAAGGAGUUAUUUGCAGAGCAGAGCUAUACAUAAAAGAAAAGAAAAAAAUAGAACUUUCAAUCCCAAUCUAGAUAUACCAAAAUAUUAUUUAGAUCCAUCAGUUCAUAAAUUAUUAGUUCCACAACCAGUUCCCCUAAGAAAGAUGGGGCUUUAUCCUCCUAUUCGUGGUGGACCUGCUGAAUAUCUAGUCGUGGAUUCAACCUUAAUUGGACCUGAAUGCCAAAAAGCUGGUGUAAGUUUUCGAUCUUUUGCACAAGCACGAGGAAAGCAUAAAAUAAACAGAAAGGGUUGUUUGAUAAACCAACCACUUCAAUUUUGGAAACACGAUAAAGAUUUUGAGAAGAGUAAUAAAACUGGAAAAUAUUUUUUAAAGUACUUUGGAUAUCUUGCAGGACAGAAUACGUUCACAAAUACUACAUUGAACUUAAAAUUUACGGGCGCUCUCCAAUAUUCUUUAAACGGCGAUGUUCGAGCUGAUUUUAAUGGCAUUAUACGUGUAGGGACAUCAAACCUGAUUUCUCAGAUACUAGUAGAUGCUUCAUGUCCUUUGGUUACUGUUUUAUCCGUAACUGUUUACAACCUUGGCCUGUCAUCCGCUUCUUACCGAAUGCGCGUAACAGACUGCGGUCCUGGAUUACCUUAUUUGUGGAGUAACUUAGAGAGUACUUGUUUCUUAAUUCCUCCUCAGAAGAGUCACAAAUUUACAGUUCGUGUACCUGGACCGGCCCACAGCAAGGUUCCAGGAACCUUGUUCUGUUCCGUUGAAAUACUCAACGCCAGGAGAGAAAUUGUGUCAGCACGUAGAAUGAAAAUUUUACAAAUGGCCAGGUGUUUCUGUGAGUGGCACUGCCUUUGUGUUUGCGUCAUGAAUGUAGGUGCUUUGCCAAAAGUUAGGGCAUUAAGGUGCGAAGAUAUGUCCCCGAGCCACAUGCAUAUAUGUGGGAUGGAAGGUUUACCAUCUGAACAAUACAUGACACGAUUUUUAGCUAUGCAAUAUAUUAUAUUAGAUGUCAUUAUAUUUAUUUCAACUAUACUGUUGAUACUGUUAAUUUUAGGCUUGGCUAAGGCUAUUAUAGGUUUCAUUUGUUGUUCAGAAGUUGGUGCUUGGGGUAUAGAUAUGAUACGCAGCAAACCUAAACCUAUGACUGAAUAUUUAGAAGAAAAAUUUAAGUCUAGAGUUGUCAAGUACAACACUAGGGGAUAUCCUGUGCAUCCUGACACUAGAAAACGAACAAUUCGCACAUUUUCGCAUACAGGUCAAUUUUUACUCAAUCUAAUAUUUUUUAUAAUUUACCCUUUUAUUGGUCUGUGCUGUCAUAUAAGGCAUUGGAUGUGCAACAGAGCUGUACAAGAAUGCGAAACAGAAUGUUGGGAAAAUCGUAUAACUACAAGAGAACCAUCAUGGAGUUGUGAUAAAGACGAGGAUGAUGAACUGCAAAGAUUACUCGAAAAUAAUGAUGUGGAUUGUGACACGAGUGGCAGGCUACGAGGUGCAGGGUAUGAUGAAAACAAGCGUCUUGAGUAUCAAAAAAAGAAAGAAGAAAUUCGAGCAGAGAAGACGGUCAUGCUGCAAUUGAAAAAAAGCCAUGAAACCUUGCUAGAAAAUGGAAUUGAUGUACUAUGUCGUAGCUCCGGUGUUAACCUGAAUAACAUGGUAAAACAGAAGGUCAAUAAGAAAGAAAUGAAUGAUGCUCAAUAUCUGAUUAACUCUAUGUUAGAAACCAGAGUAGUUUAUCGAACAUUGAAAAAAAGUCUCGGAGGUGCUUUAGUAGCAAAAAACAAAGUUUAUUGCGUCCGCGGGUACUUUUUACGUACAUUAAUAGGACUAACGUUUAUUACACCCACUCCGAUGCUUCAACACUGGGAAAUUCUAUCAAAUGGUAAACUUCGCCAAUUGAUUCCUCCGAGAGUUUUAAUGUCUCCAGAAUUUACAUCUGAAUACAAAAACGGUUUGCAGGUUAUUCGAAGUGGUGAUCUGUCUUUAUCACCUUUAUUUUCGUGUAUAAAUUCCAAGAACCAAAUUAAGCCAAAACAAAAGCGAUCAAAAAAAUAA
Messenger RNA from Ctenocephalides felis (cat flea), 4446 nucleotides. RefSeq lists its product as uncharacterized. The record is from RefSeq and is a predicted model, not a curated record. The coding region runs from base 1 to 4446 and encodes 1481 amino acids. NCBI's taxonomy places the organism in Eukaryota, Metazoa, Arthropoda, Insecta, Siphonaptera, Pulicidae. The transcript has 5 exons.